UCAUUUUCCUGCCAAGUCAUUUAUAUUCAUUUUAGCUUCUCAUAAAGAGAGGAACAAAAAUACACAUAACUCUUCAUUGCAUAUACUUGCCAUGGAACACAAAAUCAAGACUUUCCUUUUAGUCAUCCUCUUGGUUUUCAUUCAUUUUCCUUUAUCUUCAGGAUUGGCUGAAGGAUUCAGAGAAAAUAUGCAUCCUACUACUAAUAACUUUCUUUACAAGGAUGAUAUAAAGAUGAACUCGAGGAAGCUAUUGUCUCAUGCUUUUGUGUUGGAUUAUGAUGAAGCAGGACCCAACCCAAAGCAUUCAAAGAAACCUGGCAAGGGUCGUUAAACACCUUAACAACUAAUUACUAAUCAUAUUCAUAUAAUAAUAUAAUAAAACUAUAUACUAGUAUAAUAUUAUGUCUUUCCCCUCAAAAUGUUUUGUUCAUGUAAGAGGAGACAUGGUAUGAUUAUUAUAUAGACAAUCGAGUUAGUUUCUUCACCGGAGCCACUACUUGUGUGUAUUGUAACUUAUGAGGUAUUAAAUAAAUAAAGUAUGGACAAUUAGACCAUUA
This is a messenger RNA of Medicago truncatula (barrel medic), 557 nucleotides long. RefSeq lists its product as uncharacterized. The coding region runs from base 92 to 331 and encodes 79 amino acids. NCBI's taxonomy places the organism in Eukaryota, Viridiplantae, Streptophyta, Magnoliopsida, Fabales, Fabaceae. The record is from RefSeq and is a predicted model, not a curated record. The transcript is spliced from 3 exons.